Menidia menidia (Atlantic silverside) is the source of this 666-nucleotide messenger RNA. Lineage: Eukaryota; Metazoa; Chordata; Actinopteri; Atheriniformes; Atherinopsidae. The record is from the annotation of a GenBank genome assembly.
AUGGCACUGCGCACCGGGAGGACUUGGUUUGGGCAGGUCUUGCGCAGGGUCUCUCGGCUGCAGGGCUCCUGGUCCCGGCGGUCCAGCAGCCUCUUGUGCCUCUCCGCCAACCAGGAGCAGGACCCGGGGCUCCGGGGUCGUCGCGAGGCGGGGGGGGACUUCCACCGGUGCUCGGACUCCGGCGGCCGCGGUCCCCGGAGCGCGCCUCUCCGCGCCUCCUCCUUCCCCCGCGCCUGCUGCGCCUUCCCGGGGAACCCGAGGGGACAUGAGCCCCUCGGUCGCCGGUUCCUGUUGGCCAUGAAGCGGCAAAACGUGCGGACCCUAUCCCUGAUCAUCUGCACGUUCACCUACCUGCUCGUGGGGGCCGCCGUCUUCGACGCCCUGGAGUCCGACUUCGAGAUGCGCGAGAAGGAGCAGCUGGAGGCGGAGGAGAAGCGGCUCCAGGGGAAAUACAACAUCAGCGAGGAGGAUUACCGCAAGCUGGAGAGCAUCAUCAUGGAGGCUGAGCCCCACCGGGCCGGGGUCCAGUGGAAAUUCGCCGGCUCGUUUUACUUUGCCAUCACGGUUAUAACCACCAUAGCACGCAGCACCAGAGCUGCUGGUGCUGAACGGACAGCUCCUCCGGGGUCAGCCUCUGACCGCCCCACGGUCCGGCCGCGAGCCUGA